Molecule: messenger RNA, 2511 nt
Organism: Alternaria arborescens
Lineage: Eukaryota; Fungi; Ascomycota; Dothideomycetes; Pleosporales; Pleosporaceae
Exons: 3
Coding region: 1-2511 (836 amino acids)
Biological process (GO): ERAD pathway
Cellular component (GO): endoplasmic reticulum membrane
Molecular function (GO): protein binding
Source: RefSeq, a predicted model, not a curated record
AUGAGGCCGCAGCUACAGCGGCUUGUGCCGCUUCUUUUUUUCUUUCUCUCGCUAUUCUUAUGCGUUUCUUCGGGGCAGACCAGAGAGGCUUGGAAGUCGGGAUGGGGGAAUGUAGAAGGAGAUGUGAACCCAGACCAGGGCGUACUGGCCUUUGACGAUGCUAUGGCGCUUCUACACACGAUCAAACCGGCUGCGGCGCCAUGGUGGAAUUUCGAUAAAAAGUCUGGCAUACUGGGUACCAGCGCGUACUACGCCAAGGAAGUCUUCUUCCUGCUCUUCAUGAAUGGACCGCCGCAGCAGGAGCUGUUGACCACGAACCCGCAGUCCAAGAAACUUGGACAUUCCCUGUCACAGGCCGUUGACUUGUUGGAAGAGGCCGCGGCCCAGAAGAACCCCGAUGCAAUCUUUACUCUCGCCGAGAUGAACUUCUACGGCAACUACACGCACCCGCGCAACUACUCCGAGGCCUUUCGAAGAUACCACGAGCUCGCGACUCUGAAUGGAAAUGCCUCGGCACAGCACAUGGUUGGUUUCAUGCACGCGACUGGCAUCGGCGGGGCAGUCAAGCAAGACCAGUCCAAGGCUAUGCUAUACUACACAUUGGGCGCUGAAGGUGGAGACGUACGGUCAGAAAUGGCUGUUGCGUAUAGACACUCGGCGGGCAUAUCCACUCCGCGGAACUGUGACGAGGCUGUACAUUUCUACAAAGCGGCGGCUGAGAAGGCUAUUGCAUACAUGCGGUCUGGUCCACCAGGCGGGCAUUCUAUGCCGCGAGAGUCAUACAAUAUCGCUGACGAUCAAGGUGGUGUGUAUGGCGAAGGUGCAAGUACGAGCAGUUCGGGACCCAACGCCAAGGUUGCAAGCGCUCAAUCUGAUGCCUUCUCCUCCCUUGACGACGUCUUCGAAUACAUGGAUCUGCAGGCCCGAAAGGGUGAUGCUAGGGCCACAUUCAAUCUUGCUAAACUCAAUUACGACGGCGCACGAACGUUGAAGCGAGACCUUCCGGCGGCUAAGAAACGGUUCUUGGAACUUGCCCGCAUGUACUGGACAAAAGACGGAAAGAUUAACGCAAAUGUAUCGCCGACGACCGAGAAGCUAGCUGCGAAGGCCGCUGGCUAUCUUGGCCGGAUGUUCCUGCGCGGCGAGGGUAUGCCACAAAGUUUCGAGAUCGCAAGAACCUGGUUUCGACGUGGCAUGGAGUUAGGUGAUGCACUGUCGCAGUACUCGAUGGGUAUCAUGUAUCUGAAAGGCCUAGGCGUGCCUCAGGACGCUGUAAAGGCUGCUGAACUGUUCGGUGCAGCUGCAGACCAGGAUUUGGCAGUUGCACAAGUCCGACUUGGUGCGCUCUUUCUGGACCAAGGCGAUAUCGCCAUUGCGGCCAAAUACUUUGAGCUUGCAGCUAGGCAUGGGCAUCUCGAGGCCUUCUACUACUUAGCUGAAAUGACGAACAACGGCAUCGCUCGCACCAAGUCUUGUCCUCUAGCGGCCACAUAUUACAAGAUCGUCGCAGAGAAGGCCGAGCUUGUCUCUACAUCUUUUCCAGAAGCCAAUGAGGCUUACGCGGAUGGCGACCUAGAGACUGCACUCGUUAGCUACAUGAUGGCAGCUGAACAAGGCUUCGAGGUUGCGCAGGCUAACGUCGCCUACCUUCUCGACCAAGUCAAGCCUCGCUUUACCUUAGACUCGAUCGUUCCCUUCAUGAAGCAGAAGCCUUCGCUGGCUAGCGAUGCAUUCCUGGCGCUAGUAUAUUGGACGCGCUCUGCAGAACAGAAGAAUGUUGACGCCAUGGUCAAGAUGGGAGAUUACUAUCUGAUGGGUCUCGGAACACAUCCUGAUUCCGAAAAGGCUGUGGCUUGUUAUACAGCAGCAGCAGAGACCAUGCGAAGCGCACAAGCCAUGUGGAAUUUGGGCUGGAUGCACGAGAAUGGCAUCGGCAUUGAUCAAGACUUCCAUCUUGCCAAAAGACAUUAUGAUCUUGCCUUGGAGACAAACCCGCGCGAGGCUUACCUACCCGUCAUCCUAGCGUUGUACAAACUCAGGAUCCGGAGUUGGUGGAAUACCUUCACAAAUGGCAACAUCAAGUCUAUCCAAGAGGAGCCCGUCGUCAAGAAACAAUGGACACUUUCGGAGUGGCUCAACGCUUUCCUCGAAGCCGAACUCGCCGGCUGGGAUGAAUACGAGCCUGAUGACUUCGAUGACACACAUACAGCCGGCGACGACUACUACGGUGACGGCUACCACGGCGACGAUAUUGAUUCGGAUAUUCUCGAGUCGCUCAUCAUUCUGGCUCUGAGCGGCGCUUUGGCAUUCUUGCUGUACUACAGGACACAGAGGCAGAGAAGACAAGAGGAAGAGAGAAGACGGCAACAGGAACAACAACAGCAGCUGAAUCAGGGAAUGCCGGUGCAGCAACAGCAGGCGGAAGGACAGCCGCUACCAGACAGAGGACUGUUUCCAAAUCCAAACGACCCUGAUUUUAUGAAUUGGGUAGCAGGUGGCGUAGGUCAUUGA